AAAAUGAAGUUAUUGUACACACUUAUCUCGUUAUUCUUGAUAACGUUCUCGGUAGCCAGUCCAUUGGGCCCCGAGUUGGACGCUGUGCUUGCUGCCAGAGAAGAGCCAGAUCUUUCUGAAUUGAUUGACUUUGUGAACAACCUUAACAAUGAGAAGAAAGGCACCACUCUUUCGAAGAGAUCCACUGAAAACGUCGCUCUUACUCAAGCUUUCACCGCCUUGAACAAGAGUGGACAAGGUGUUGCUAUCGUAAAGACCUUUGCUACUAACCCUGCCACUCAAUCGACUACAAUUGAUGCUAUCAACUCCUAUUUGCAACAUGAGGACUUGACUACCCUUUUGGUUGCACUUGAUGAAUCUAACUUGGCUGUUGACGUUGUCAUGCAAGCAUUCAUUGACAACAAAUUCCUCCCAGGUUUGUGGACAAUCAUUACUACCUUGUGGGACAAUGGUACUAUUCAUUUCAAGAGAGGUCUUCUUGACUCCAUUGGUAAUAUUAUUGGUGGAAUCUUUGACAGUGCCCAGCAAGCCAUUAUUGAUUCCAUCGUUUCCUUGGUCGCUCAGGUAGCUGAUCCAGGUUCCAUCUGUAUCUCUCUUGAAAAGUCUGGAUUGGGUGUAUCAGUUAUUAGGUCUGCUGUCGAAGAUUCGGACAUGCAAUCUUUCACAAUAAAGUUGGUCACCACUAUCAUUGAUGACAAGACUAUUACCUUGGAUUCUUUGACGACAGCAUUGAAAGGUUCUUCUCUUAUCUCUAACACUUUCAACAAGAUUAUCGGAAACUCCACAUACAGAAAGAUUAUCUUCGUCUGGAUUGUCAACAAGUUGGUCGGUUUAAUCUCUUGGUUCUUCGGUUAAAUACCAGAACACUAAAAAUCUAAUUACUUAUUCAUGAAUCUCAUUUUCGAAAAUCUCGUUCUCCUUAUUUAUUUUCCUAAAUAAUUGCAAAUAUAGCAAAUAUACCAUUUUAUUGAUUU
This is a messenger RNA of Scheffersomyces stipitis CBS 6054, 974 nucleotides long. RefSeq lists its product as uncharacterized. The transcript has a single exon. NCBI's taxonomy places the organism in Eukaryota, Fungi, Ascomycota, Pichiomycetes, Serinales, Debaryomycetaceae. Bases 4 to 855 code for a protein of 283 amino acids. The record is from RefSeq and is a predicted model, not a curated record.